AGAAACGUCGUUUGAGCAUUUCAUUAGUGCAUCCAUUGUGUGCAGGACAGGAUGACUUUGUUAAGGUAUCUCGUUGUGACAAUUUUAUUGGCUUCGGCGGCCGUUGGUCGACCCAGCCGCAAAAUUGAUUGGAACUUGGUGCGACCGAUAGGUGAAUUCCCUCACGUAACGCGCCGGGUUCAUGACCACCUGUUGGGUGAUGUGGACAUUACAAGGUCCCGUACCGAUCAACGGAUCGUUGGAGGACAAGUAGCUUCACCUGAACGAAUUCCUUAUCAGGCUGCAAUCUUGUCGGACGUGACCAACGGAACUGGGCUGUGUGGAGGCGUGCUGAUUUCAGCGAACUAUGUCUUAACGGCGGCUGUUUGUGUCCAUGGGGCUAGCGAGGGAACGGUCAUCUUGGGAGCUCAAAACCUUCAGGAUGAAACGGAAGAUGGUCAAAUGCGAAUCGAUUUCACCAGCUCGGAUUAUCAAGUGCACGAAAAUUAUGUGGAGUUUAUAUUUCGAAACAAUAUAGCCGUUAUCAGACUAUCGGUGCCGGCAGUGGAAUCGUCAAGAAUUAAACCGGUAUUGUUGCCAGCAUCAACCGAGUCUCGAACGUUCGCCGGAAUGCUUGGCACGGUGAGUGGAUUCGGACGGAUAUCGGAUGGAAGUACCUCGUUUUCCGAUGAGUUGCGUUACGUUUACAAUCCAAUUAUGACCAACGCAGACUGCAAUGCCGAUUGGUGGGGUGACCUCAUGGAAGAUCAGAAAAUGUGUCUCUCGAACACCAGUGACCGGGGACCGUGUGUUGGCGACGCCGGAGGACCACUUACUGUGCAGGACGAUGAUCAAAGUCUGUUGGUUGGAUUUUUCUCCUUUGGAGCCGUACUUGGAUGCGAAGUUGGUUGGCCUACGGUUUUCGUGCGAGUUACCUUCUAUCUCGAUUGGAUACAAACACACACUGAUAUAGUUAUCAGAUCGAAUUGAAACGGACAGAAUUCCUCACUCGGAGUGUGUCGUGACGACGGGUUGUAAAAGUAUCGCUCGAUACUGGGCCGAAUAAAUCGCAAAGCAGUUGUUGGCACGUUGCUGUUUUCGAUAAGAUAAAUAAAUUCUUGCUGUUUGUAA
Messenger RNA from Malaya genurostris, 1110 nucleotides. Its product is annotated as brachyurin-like. Lineage: Eukaryota; Metazoa; Arthropoda; Insecta; Diptera; Culicidae. Bases 52 to 969 code for a protein of 305 amino acids. Gene Ontology annotation, molecular function: serine-type endopeptidase activity. The record is from RefSeq and is a predicted model, not a curated record. The transcript has 2 exons. Gene Ontology annotation, biological process: proteolysis.